GCGCCGCGGCUCCUCAAGGUGUUGGCGGCGCGGCCGAAGAUGGCGACAGACUGAGGGCAAUGGGGCCCGGCGGGCGCGGCGGGGCCCGGCAGCUGGCGCAGCCGACGGGGAAGCGGAAAGCCGAGUGAGCGGGCCCGGGGCAUGCCCCCGAGCGGCGGCCGGCGCUCCGCGGCCGGGGCGGGGAGCGGGAGCGGGGCCGAGGCGGCGCGGCGGCCGGCGGCGGCGGCGGCGGCCUGUAGGCGGGGGCGCGGGCAUGGCGGCGGCGGCGGCGGCGGCGCGGCGCGGCGGCCGCAGGUGACAGCGGCGGCAGCGCGGCGCUCCCCCCCGCCGCCGCCGCCGCCGCCGCCUCCCCCCCGCGCCGCCCCCGCAGCAUGAUCCGCGGCGCCUGGAUGUACCCCCGCGGGGGCGCCGGCGGCGGGGCGGUGUGCUGCGCGCCGCGCCGCAGCGACAAGCCGGUGGCCGACCCCGAGCGGGCGCAGAAAUGGCGCCUCUCGUUGGCUUCGCUGCUCUUCUUCACCGUCCUCCUCUCCGACCAUCUGUGGCUCUGCGCCGGGGCCAAGCUGCGGGCGCGGGAGCGGAGCGGCGCCGGGCGGGCGCGGAGCCGCGGGCCGCGGGCCCUGCUGGCGGCCGAGCCGGCGGGCGGCAGCUGCGAGGCCUUGCUGGGGAACCUCAGCCGGGCCCCCGGCCCCGCCGGCCCCUGCCCCGCCGCCCGCGGCGACCUGGACUCGGCCUGUGCCCGGCUGCACGCCCUGCAGCGGCCGCGGGGCUCCCUGGCCGGGGCUCCCCUCCGCUCGCCCCCCGCCGCCGCCGCCGCCGUCGUCGCCCCCUUCUUCGCCUCUCCCUCCUCCAAGAGGACCUUCCUGCAGGCUUACUUUAGGAACUUCAACCUCUCCUUUUGUGAUACUUACACGAUCUGGGACCUGCUGCGGGAGAUGGCCGGCCCGGACGGCCUGGACUGCAGCGUGGACAACCUCAUGGUGGACUUGAUGGUGGCGGCGGCCGGGGCGCUGGGCGGGGAGGCCUGUAGCAGCUGCGUCCAGGCGUACCAGCGGCUGGACCAACACGCUCAGGAAAAAUACGAGGAGUUCGACCUCUUGCUGGAGAAGUACUUGCAAUCAGAAGAGUACUCGGUCAGAUCCUGCCUGACGGACUGCAAGGCUGUCUAUAAGGCCUGGCUGUGCUCCGAGUACUUCAACGUGACCCAACAGCAGUGCCGGCAGCGGAUCCCAUGCAAGCAAUACUGCCUGGAGGUGCAGACCAGGUGCCCGUUCGUGUUACCGGACAAUGACGAGCUGAUCUAUGGAGGUUUGCCUGGCUUCAUCUGUACGGGGCUGCUGGAGAACCCGCUGCCCGACGAGGAGGCCAAGUGCUGCGAGGUGCAAUGGGACUCCUGCAACCACCCCCCAGACAGCAGCGACAACACAUCCCCCCAGUCCACGGCCUCCGAGUCCCUCCAUUUCCACCGCCACGACCCCCAUCUCCAUCACCAGCGGCACAACCACUACCACCUCUACCACCACCACCACCAGUACCACCAGCCCCACUCCCCGUCCUUGCUGCCGGUCUCCGCAGGGUCUCGCCUCGGCAGUAGCAGGAUCAGGCUCUGCGUGCUGGUCCUGAUGCUUCUCCACACCAUGGUGUCCUUCUCCAGCGUGCACGGUGGGGCGGCCGGCGGGGGGCUCAGCCUGGAGAGCCUCCCCGCCCUGGAAGAGAGCGUGGCAAGGGACGAGUGACACGCAGGGGACAGCCGACCUCCAAGAAGAAUGCCAGAUCUUUUUUCCACGAAGGGGGGGGCACAUGCUAUUCCUCCAAUGGGAGGCACGGGAUUGGGGGUGACGCGCACACACACACCCCCGCACAUACCCCCAAGAGCUGCUCGCCGCGGGGCAUCCCCGUGAUGAAGAGUCUCUAAUGCGCACAGGGCUGCGGGACUCGGCUUUGAGAAGGGUUCGGUCAGUGGCAGCCGGGCAGCGCGGCGAGAUGCCAGUGCGGGAAGGUACAGCACGGGGGGGGCAAGGGAGGGGGUCCCUGCGGAACAGGGGUCCCUGCGGAAAAGGGGUCCCCGUGGGAUGGCCACGCAUCUCCCGGCCACCUGCCGCGAGUGCCUUGGGUGCCCGCCAGUGAUGCCAAGGGUUUGACGGUCAGUCUCGCCCCCGGUUCUUUUCCUCUUCGGUCCGUAAAUCCCGACAGGGUGGGGGGCAGCAGCCCUCUGCACAGCUCCUGUCCCAGGGGAACAACCCACCAGUUCAAGGCAGAGCAUCCUCGUGGGGUGCAGUGUCCUCAGCCUGCGUUCCCCGCGCUGAUGGGAUCUGGGGGGCAGGAGUGGUACGGAAUUACGCUACACUGUGGUACUACUCGGGGUUCGUCUCAUGACGUCCCCGAGCUGCUCCCCCAGCCUUGCCUCCCCUGCUCCUCUGUGCAAGGAGGUGGGGAGGGAGGGAGGAGACACGGGGCAGGAGGGACAUCCCCAGCGUUCCCAUCUCCCCCUCUGCCAAGCAUCCUCAUGAUUUGGUUUAACCUUUUUUUUACUUUCUGUGGGGCCUGGAGCGGCUGGUCUCCAAGGGGACUUAGGGAGAUGUGAGCCUGGCAGUGCACAGGCUCAGCCAGGGAGCGCGUGUCCAAGGCGUCCGUCCUUCCGUCCUUCCCAGCUACAAAUCAUGGGCUGGAUGGCAGAAGGGCUGGAGAAAUCUGGCCUGUAGGGAGAGUCUCCCACACAAAGACAAAGCGCUAAUGAAGCCCAGCUGGGGAAGAGAGGCUUUGUGAAUACUUUUUAUCCGUGGGUGCCCCCCCAGAUCAGAAAAUUUGCAGGAGCCCGGCUGGGAGAGCUGGACUCGGCCGGGCAAGGUGCUGGCUGGUGCAGCCUCGUUUGCCUCCCUUGUUUGUUCUCUUUAACCUGAGCUCAGCAAAUCCAGGGAUCCAGCCCCAAACAGGCGUCAGAUCCCGCUUUCCUAAGAAACCCCCAAAUUCCGCAUCUGCCCACCAGGACCUGUUUGCAGGAGGGAUGCUGUGAGGUCGUACGUGGGGGGGACAGCUCUGCGCCUCCGGGCCAAGCACCAGAGACAAGCAAGUUCAUUCUGGGUGUGGGUGAAGGGUGCGUUUUAGCAAGAGUCAGCUGCGAAGUGUCCCGGUCGUGCUGUGGAUGUGAACCUGCUCGGUGCCUGCAGAGGAUGCGUGUGAUGGUCCCUCUCUUUCUGGGCUGGUGCUUCCCGGGGCGAUCACGGGAUGGAUGGAGCAGGAGGAAUGUCCUCCUGCAUCUCAAACUCAUCCCGGAUCCCUGUGAGGCUCCAUGGAGUUGAGGAUUGUAAGAGUUUUGUGGUUUCUGGUGUGUUGAGGUGAAGCAAACCCAAGCGGAGCCCUGUGGGCAAAGCUUCUUCCUACCCCGCGGGAGGGAGAAAGGCAGAAGUACCAGCAUCUCGGGGGAAGAACACCUUUCCAGGUCAUUUCCAGCCCAUUUCCAGACCAAAGAGGCUCUGGGAAGCAGCUGGAUGUUUGAUUUCUGCUUUGACUUGAAUCUCAGAGCUUUGGGGUGAUGUUUACACGUUCUCAGUUACCUGUUACCAAAGUCCCGCAGAUACAGAGCCUGUGACCCCGCUGUCCCUCGGUUGCUGGGCUAGGAGAGGUGGUGCUUGUGGAAGAUGCGGGUUUCCCGAGCAGAUUUCCAUGCCGUCGCUACCCAGAAAAGGUAGGACGAUUCUUGUUUAACUGUUCUUCAUUUUCAGCCUAGUUUACACCCCUGUGAGAACCUGGACGUGCAACAGUUCAGGAAAUAGGGAUCCGAAUCCUCUGUUUGCUGCUGAGCAGCGAGCGGUGUAGCUGCUGGGAUGACUCGCAAAAGCACCCAGGGAGCCCUGCGCCCGCCUCCAGAUCCAGCUCCUUCUGAGCAAAAUUAGAUUUUUCAUGUACUGCCAAGAGUUAAGCUAAUUCCAGGCGCCUCUCUCGCAGAUAGGCUGCGGACAGUCUUCGAGCGACUCAUCGAGAGAGAGAAGAAUAGCCCAGUGUGGUGCGUCAGCCGGUGGCCCUGAGUCACCGGCCCUAUUCAUUGUGUGCCGGGGUGACACUGAGCAGCGCCCGAGCCUGCGCAGACACCGUGGUGCUCGUGGUCUUCAUGAUGUUCGUGAUGUUCCGGGCUCGGUUUUUCUGCACCACGCGUGUGUUUGGAGCCCGUUCCAGAGGGGUCCGUGCCCUCGUGCCCACCCCGAGGCCGAGCAGAGCCGUGGAGCGGGCAGCGCAGGCUCGGGCGGUCUCUGGGGGGGUUUUGUGACGUCCACCGAGGUCCGACAUCCCCGGUUUAUCUUCAGGGACCAGGGCAGGCUGGCAGGGGUUGGCUGGAGUCACCCAGGAGCUGUGACAAAGGUCUUCGCCCUCCGUAACGCCAGCGGACGAGCUGCACCACGGGUCUGCAGCCUGAGCCGGUUCAAAAUUGGGGUGUUUAGCGUGGUUAUUAAGGAGGUGUAAUUGCACCAAGGGAUGGGGGAGGCUCGGCAGGGCUGUCCCCGUAAGAGAUGCACAGGUUUUCCAGGCUGCAGCAUCCCGGGAGCUGUUCCCGUGAGGAUAACGUGCCGGGGGGGCAGGCACAGGGCUGGGAUUUUUACCUAGUGUGACUGGGAGGAAAGUGCUGAGUCUUCACAGAGCGAGGCUUUUUGGAAGGAGUUCUUUUAUUUAGCGAGUCUGGGCUGCCGUCAAUAAGUUCUGUGGUUUUAGGGCACCAUAUGCUGUAUUCAACACUCUGCCAAUCUCGUUAAACGGAUCCAGACGCGGCUGUUCAGAGAGCGGGCCGGAGCAGCUGGAAGCGGCGCAUGUCGCAGUCCAUCAUUAUAAGGCCGUCGGAUAAAAAUCUUCUCUUUGGUCUGACAUUACAACUUCAAUAAUCCUCCAUCCAUAUUAGAUUUCUCUGUGCUGUACAAGAGAAACAUCCAGAAAGGAGACGUUAACAUUGUCUCAGUUAAUGCCACUGACAUUAUUUUUAUUAAAACAUGGAGUGAAUGUGCCUGGGAUGAGGAGGAAAAGGGGUUUUUGCUCCAUGUGUGCAGGUACUGCAGCCGGAGGCCCUCCUGUGCCACCCUGGAAAACACCUGCGUUUAUCCUACCGGGAAUUUAAAACCGAGGUGCUUUUUAUUCCGCAAUCUUAUUUCUUCUCCCUGAAAAAAGGUGCCACGCAUUGGGGUUAAUCUGUAAAACUCAGCUGUGGAUAAACGUGUCUCUGCUCAUUGGAAAACGCCCCCGGGAUGGGGGAUUCUGCGCCAGGAUGAGCGGGGCGAGGGUGAUGCUGUCCCUGGUUGGGAUGCAGGAGAAAAGGUACCUGGGUCCUGCCCUCCUGCAGCGUCAGUCCUGGGUUCUGCACUUUCAUGUAGCUGCCAGUUGUACAAAUUAAUUAAAAAUAACUGAAGAAAAAUCCCAAAGAAAGGCCCUGCUUCCUCUGGCGAAGAUUAAUCAUUAGUUGAGCCUUUUUCUUAUGAAAAUACAGAUCCAUGGUAGCCCCAGGCGAAAGAUUCCCAGGGAGAGCCCUCACCAUUCGUGCUCUGAGUUAGGGAAAUCGCUUUGAAAGCAUCUGACAACUAAAGCAGAACAUGUUGAGUAACUUGGCAACACUCGGAAAACAUCUUGAAAUGGUUUUUGUUCAACACAUUUUGCUUUGCUUCAAUAGGAGAUGUCAGGGCAGUUCAGCCGCUGCCAGCCGGGGCUGCGGGCGGCGCUGGGAGCCGGCUCCUCUGCCCGCCGUCCAAAAGCAAGUCCCGCUAUCUGCUCUGGGGCUGGAGCGUCCUCGGCGGGCGAUGGAGGGUCCUGUCGCCCAACCCCAGAGGUCCCUGCGGAUAUACAUUAUCCUUUAAAGGUUGGAAGGGCAGCGGGACGUUAAUAACCAUCUACUUCAGCCCAUCAAACCAAGUCUUCUCGGGCAUCCCAGCGCGGUUCCUCCGUGACAAAACCCCCCAAAUUGGCCUGUUUUCCCCCAGAAGGAGCCCGAUCCGGGCAGCUCUGCGGGGCCCGCUCAGCUCCCAGCAUCCCAGCAUCUGUAUUGCAGGAAUUAAGCGUUUCAGCAGCAAUUUUUCAGGUGUUCUUGGCCCGUGGAGCAAUUAGGGUGACGGCUCCCGGUCCUGUGCGUCACCACAUUGUCCCCUGAGCGCCAGCGCCCAAAAAAUCCUGAACAUCAGAAAACCCUGGCGCUUUACACCCGUGUUCCCUGUGGUUGAGCAGAGAAGAGCAUCCCCCAAGGUAGUUCCCUUUAAAAGCUGUUGGGACGUUUUCAAGCCCGCUGCCCAUCUGGUACUUCUGUGGGAAGCGGGGUCAGGAGGGGUUUCCAGCCUCGUUAGCGUUUUACGAUGAUCCUUUUUCAGCCCAGGAAGUUGACAAAUUCGCUCGUUGGAAACUGAAACUCGACAAAGAGAAUCAGUUUUGGCUUAGGAAAUUUGGGUUCGGUUUUACCAUUUUUAAACGUAUUUAUUUGGGAACCGUACGUGCUCGUGUUGCAAAACAAAAAGACAUUUCAAGCCAGACCUUUUUUUAUUUUGAAACUUGUCGAAACAAGCCAUAUUGAUAAUUAUGACCGAUUUAUUGUUCUCAAAUAGAGAAACGCAUCGAGAGCGGCCCUUUCCCACCAAACCUUUCCUUUUCAAAAGAAAAACCCCUUUCAAAUCAAUCACACUUUUUCUGCUCGCACAGCUGGGACCGGUGGCAGCGGAUCCGGAGAGAAUAGCAAUUUGUAAGGAAUUCCAACCAGUUCUACUUAAAAUAGCAUCCAGCCGGCUUGUUGGGGCCGAGCGGCUCAAUAAAAAGGCAGAUUGGAGGAACUGGAGAGCAGCCGUUGUGCUGGGGGGACUCCAGCCUGGGUCACCCACCUUGGGGACAGUCCCCUGCGGAGUUCGCUUCUCCAGGUCCCCAACCAUCCCCUGACCAAGCGCUGUGUUCUUUUCCAACCCCAAAAUCCAGCUGCUUGGAGCCUUUCCCUUCGAGAUGUGACGCGGGCGGGAUGUCCUCGGAACCAGAGGUGCUGCCGCGUCUCACGGGGGCCUGAAAUGGGGAGGGUCUCGCUGCGGCGGGGGUGGCGCACGGUGGGAAAAGCGGCGUUUUCAAGGGGAAUUGCUGGGGAGACCCCCGAGGACGACAUCUCACCCUCUUGCCCUUCUCCGUUUGGGACACGGGAGACGCUGCUUUGGGUCCGUCUGUCCCUCGGGUGCCGGGGGGACACGGGACGCAGAGGGGAUCGGGGCGUCCCUGCUGGUUGGGCUUUGGGACUGUGACCAGGCUGCUUGUGACCGAACCCUUCUCAAGUGCUUGUGGAACGUCGGUGGUUACAGAACUCAGACCUACAAAAAAACCAACAAAAAUCUUAAAAAAAAGGUCCUUUUACAGUACAUGGUGGCGAGGGGGAAAAUAAAGGAAGAAAACGAACCCCUAGUGCUGAAGUCAAGAUGUUCUUUCUGACCCCCUGCCCCGUUUCUCUUUCUUUCCAGCUUUCGGCCUCUGCCUCCCGGACCCGCCCCCUCUGUUCCCACCCCCCUUCUGUUUCUCUUUCUCCCCCCGUCAUAAGAAGUGACUGUGUCCUCGAGGGGACGCUUUUCUUAUGCCAUUUUAUACACUGUGCUUCAUGUUUAGAACUUUUUUGCACUAGUUCCUACUACAUUUAUUUUCCAAAACGGUUUGACAAAAAAGAUUAAAAAAAAAAAGAAACAAACAGAUCCCCCCCAAGGAAAACACAAACCCAUGCUAUAAUUCAGUUGUAUUAAAAAUAUUAUCCUACUACUCUCUGUGUUCAAUAGUCUCUGUACCUGUAAUGCUUUCAGUUCUGUUGUAUUUUGGGGCAGAGGUUUUCUCCGCUCCUUGUUUAACCCAGUAAAGAAAUAAACUGUUAAGAAUUGAUGAUAA
Columba livia (rock pigeon) is the source of this 7860-nucleotide messenger RNA. RefSeq names its product NALCN channel auxiliary factor 2 (gene NALF2). Gene Ontology annotation, cellular component: plasma membrane. The record is from RefSeq and is a predicted model, not a curated record. Bases 372 to 1733 code for a protein of 453 amino acids. The transcript is spliced from 3 exons. Gene Ontology annotation, biological process: calcium ion import across plasma membrane. Lineage: Eukaryota; Metazoa; Chordata; Aves; Columbiformes; Columbidae. Gene Ontology annotation, molecular function: stretch-activated, monoatomic cation-selective, calcium channel activity.